Molecule: messenger RNA, 3748 nt
Organism: Xenopus tropicalis (tropical clawed frog)
Lineage: Eukaryota; Metazoa; Chordata; Amphibia; Anura; Pipidae
Gene: slc38a1
Product: solute carrier family 38 member 1
Exons: 16
Coding region: 232-1692 (486 amino acids)
Cellular component (GO): membrane
Source: RefSeq, a predicted model, not a curated record
ACUCGCUCUCUCUCUCUCACACAUGCUGCCUGGAUCCGUCCCCCACCGCACAGGCUGUGCUCUCUUCUGCCGCUAGCUGCCAGCUCUCUCUCACUGAGACCGAGACAUACAGGGAGCCGGAGCAUCUUAGCAGCUGGACCAAAUAGCGCAGCAGCGUUCAGCAUAAAUUUGAAUAUUGCACCUCUACAAAUAUAAAUUAAGACCAACAGUCGGUAGAGACACCAUCCUACAAUGCAUUUUAAAACUUCCAAAAUGAGUUUGGAAUUGACUGAUAUGCAAAGCAUGAAUACACCAGAGGAUGACAACAUAAGUAAUGAUUCGAAUGAGUUGAUAAAUGUGGACAACCCUAGGACGAGUAGUACAUUUAUUGCUGAUCGAGAAAGUAGAAGGAGCCUAACCAACAGUCAUGUGGAAAAAAAAAAAUGUGAGGAUUAUGUAAGUAGUCCUGGCAGGACCUCCAUUGGAAUGUCUGUCUUUAACCUGAGUAAUGCUAUUAUGGGCAGUGGGAUUCUGGGUCUGGCAUACGCCUUGGCUAAUACGGGUAUUAUUCUUUUUGUGAUACUUUUGACUUCAGUUACACUUUUAUCAGUAUACUCCAUAAAUCUUCUGUUGAAAUGCUCACUGGAGACAGGUUGCAUGGUAUAUGAAAAGCUAGGAGAGCAAGUAUUUGGUACUCCAGGUCGGUUACUAGUCUUUGGAUCAACUUCUCUACAGAACACUGGAGCAAUGCUAAGCUACCUGUUUAUAGUAAAAAGUGAAUUGCCCUCUGUCAUUGCAUUUUUGUUAGGAAAAGAGCCUGAUGCAAGCUUUUGGUAUAUGAAUGGUUCCAUUCUUGUGAUUAUUGUAACAGUUUUCAUUAUACUUCCAUUGUGUCUUCUCAAGAAUCUAGGUUAUCUUGGUUACACCAGUGGGUUUUCCUUGACUUGCAUGGUUUUUUUUCUUGUGGUGGUAAUCUAUAAGAAAUUCCAAAUACCAUGUCCAUUGCAAGAUGUGAAUGAAACUUCACAUGUGAUUCAAAAUGGAACAACUGAGGAUAUGUGCAAGCCCCACUACUUUACUUUUAAUGAUAAGACUGUUUAUGCUUUACCAACAUUAGCAUUUGCAUUUGUAUGCCAUCCAUCAGUCCUCCCAAUAUACAGUGAACUGAGAGAUCGCUCUCAAAAAAGAAUGCAGUUGGUUUCCAACAUCUCCUUCUUUGCAAUGUUUGUUAUGUAUCUUUUAACUGCAUUGUUUGGUUAUCUGACAUUUUAUGGUACUGUAAAAUCUGAGUUACUUAAUGCAUACCAGAACAAACAUGAUAUUCUCAUCUUGACUGUGCGUCUGGCUGUCAUAAUUGCAGUAAUACUUACUGUACCAGUACUAUUUUUUACUGUGCGCUCUUCACUCUUUGAACUAGCACGGAAAACAAAAUACAACUAUUGGCAGAACAUUUUAGUAACAAUAAUUCUUUUGGCUUUGGUUAAUGUUCUGGUCAUUACCAUACCAUCUAUGAAGGAUAUCUUUGGAGUAGUGGGUGUAACAUCUGCCAAUAUGUUGAUCUUCAUUCUUCCUUCAUCCUUAUAUUUGAAAAUCUCCAAAGAUUCUCCAGGACUCUUCAAAGAUAGGUUGUGGGCAUUUAUUUUCCUGUCAUUAGGAGUGUUAUUCUCCUUAGUCAGCAUUCCCCUUGUGAUCUACGACUGGAUUAGCUCAUGAGACUUCAGUGAAGGUCACUAGUCCCAAUGAAACUGCUGCUUGUUGCUCUCCAAUAUCACAAACACAUCUGUUGUUUCAAGGGCACUGUAGUUGGGAAGAAGUCAUACGUUACUGUUUCUUCUUUAUUUGUAAUUGUAGAGCUAUUUCGUGUAUCUUCUAUGUGUUUUAUACAAGCCAUGCUAAUUUACAUAUUUCUAGCCUAUUACCUUUUUAAGCUCAUCUUGUAUUUCUACCUUUGAUCUGUUUAAUCUGACAUUGACUGUCAUUCUCAACACUGUAUCAUAGCUUUUUCUUAAUAUUUAAAGGAGAACUGAAACCCUAAAUGGAAAAUGGCGUAUAAUGUAUUUUAUAUAGUGAACUCAUUGUACCAGCCCAGACUUCAUCAGUUCUAUACAAGAUUCUAUACAAUGAUCCAGGCCUUCAAAGUUGUCCUCAGGAACUCACCAUCUUUUAAGUGCCAGUGACACUGCACAUGUAUAGUGUGCCCUUGGCAGUGGUUAGAAAGCUAAGAUUAGGGUGUGUCAGAAAUUAUCAAGCAGAAAAUAAAAGCUGAUGCUACAUGGCUGAUAUAAUUAAAUUAUGAUGCAGAAAUAACUGUUUGCAGAGUUCCCAUGUAAUGUAAAUCUAAAUUAAUUACUAAUUGGCUUUGUUUUGUGACUUUUUAUACUGUAUAGUUUGUGUGUUAGAGCAACCCAGAGCAUAUGCUGUGGAUCAGCAGAAAAAUGUUGGUAAUCUAUUGAGAGCACCUUUGGAGGCACAGAUCUUCAUUGCUGAAAGCCUGUGCUAUUAGUUUAGUAGAAGAGCCCAAAACACAUUGUGGAGAAUGUUUAGCCUAAUUCUUUGAUAAGCCUUAGUUCUCCUUUAAAAUAAUUCUAUGCAAAUAUGCUCGCUUCCUCCCAGCUUAUUGUUUCCAGUUAUGUAUUUUCACUGAUCCUUACCUAGAGGGUUGGUUAUUGUUUCUAUGGUUACAUAGAUUAUGGUGACUCAAAACAUAGCUUUUGUGUUUGAUUCUAUGCUAAGCAAUUGUGCAGGUCACAAAGUGCUUCAUGCUAUUUACAUCUUCAGCCCUGGUGGCAAAAAAAUAUUUUAAUAGUCAUUAGGUAGAAACAUUUGUUCACACAUUUAGCUUGUUUGUUGGAAAAGUAGGUAUUAAAAACCAAAAAUGAUGUACAAGCAUUGAAAUAUUUAAGACACUCUUUCUAAAUGUAAUUGUGAAUUUGUUUUACGUGAUAAUUUUGAAUGUUAUAUUGUUGUUUAUUAUUUUCUAAUUAGGUAGCUCUACAAAAAAUUGAUGGACAGAUAACCUUUUGCUUAAACAUGACAGUAUCAGACUGGGCUGGGGGGGAUAUUGGGGAAAAACCUGGUGGGCCUUGACCACCUGGACAGUCCCCUCUCCCCUGAUCACAGCCACAAAUUUAAGAAAUUAAAAGGUAUGUGGUAUGCAGUGCACUGGGAAGUGGGGGGGGGAGGUUUGGGGGCAGAUGCCAGGAUAAGGACCCCUAUGUUCACAAUCAGGGCCUUGAAGUUACAGCCCCAGAUGCCCCAUUCCUACCUUGAUAACAGUUGUUUGUAUAUAAGCAUUUCCAGAAUAACAGCUGUGACCUUUUUCUCUACAACUUCCUGCACUUUAUAACAGAACAGCUGUAUAUUUUCUUGCAGCUUUCUGCACCUGAUCAUAUACUGUUACAGAACAGCAGCUGCAGCUUUGUAUUCCCUGCAACUCCCUGCCCCUGGUCAUAUACUGUUCCAGAACAACAGAUUUGUUUUACUUGCAACUACCUGUAUCAUGUAUCAGUGUGCAGGAAAAGUAUAUGAUCCAGUGCAGGGAGUUGCAGAGAAAACAAGCUGUAAUUCUAGAAUUGGACAACAGUACAUACUUAUGUGUACUGUUUGUAUAUCUUUUAUAAUUUAAUAAUAGAUGCAGGGAGUUGCAUAGUGUGUACCAAUGUUUUGUGGACUAUAGAUUGUUUUGUCCACUUGGCACGUUCAUUUGUAAAUCAUGCACAUUUGCUUUGCAACAUACCAUUGCACUAUAAACAUAUUUUCUUGCAUUUUA